Molecule: messenger RNA, 514 nt
Organism: Zootermopsis nevadensis
Lineage: Eukaryota; Metazoa; Arthropoda; Insecta; Blattodea; Termopsidae
Product: small integral membrane protein 8
Source: RefSeq, a predicted model, not a curated record
GUACCAACGAAAUCAUAGAUGAACUGUAAGCUGUGAGCUAAAUCUGUUGAUCGAAACGUGGAAUGAAUUUAUUUACAUCAAUUGGUCAACAAAUAUUGUAUUAAUCGUCGGCAAUUGCUCUCAUGUCCGACAAGAAGGCCCCUGCUCCGGGAGAUGGCUUGAGGUCCCUAAGGUCAACUGGAAUUUUUCGAGCAGUUAACUUCGAACUUUAUGCACGACCUAAUGCGGUAAUAAUGACAAUCGGUUUAGCCGCGAUGGGAAUUUGUGUUGGUUACAUCGCUUACAUGAGAACAAAGUAUGAAAACAUGGGGUAUUACGCAGCUGUCGACAAGGAAGGCGAAGAAUCAUUUGUUCAAAAGAAAUCAAAAUGGGAUUGACAGUAAUAACUUCAAAUAUACAAAACUCUUGUAUAGUGUGUUUCACAAUUGUUAAUGGCAUAUCCAAAAAUUUAGAAAAAGAUUUGUAGUUUUACUUUGUACAUAUGAAAUAAUGAACGAAGACAUUUAAUCGUGAA